Molecule: messenger RNA, 1956 nt
Organism: Daktulosphaira vitifoliae (grape phylloxera)
Lineage: Eukaryota; Metazoa; Arthropoda; Insecta; Hemiptera; Phylloxeridae
Exons: 5
Coding region: 350-1531 (393 amino acids)
Source: RefSeq, a predicted model, not a curated record
AGUGAAAGUGCUACAGGCAGUUUUUAAGAACGACCGCAGUCCAGAAACGCCGGCUCAGUUCACUCACAUUGACGAAACCAGUCGACCAGUAUACAACACUCUUGUAAAUUAUUAUUAUAUUAAAGAUUUGAAAAAUAACGUUAAUUGUUUUUUUUAAUUGUUCUAUUUAUGACAUAUUUAACACUCCAGAAAUUAUUGUUAUUAUAUUUUUUUGUUGACAAUUUGUGCAAUAAUUAACUUAAGUAAUUAUCUAAACAUAUAUAAUCGUUUUGUGACAAGUAGAGAAUUAAAAUAAAAUAAAAACCGCUUUAAUCUUGUUGACUCUUAUGUAAAAUGACCGUUGGCGGCAAUGGUCUCUGCAUACUUGGUGCUCGGUCUGAUGAUCGUGUCGCUAGGACAAAUUUCGAAUGCGAUAGUAAUCAAAGGUCGGCGGCUGCAAAGGUCGCCAGACUUAGCAGAAGACAUGGCAGCAGUUUUUGGCCCUUCAGCACCAGAGGGCGACGAUUGGAAGCAACUACACUUCAACGAAAUACCACCUGUGCUACCCGAAAGCUACCCACAGAACAACCAGGAUUACUAUUCCAAUAUUUACAUGGAGAAAAUGGUUCGUCGAUGGGCACCACUUGUUUGGUUAGCACCCGACGAAAAAUUCAUGCCAGCGUCUGUUACGGACUUUCUGAGUCACGUGACACCCAAACCAAAAUCGUCUAUAGAUCUAAUGAACUCAAAACUUCCAAUGGGUCUCAAUUCUCAGACAUGGUAUUUGGUGACCAAGACCGAAGUCGAAAAUUUGCUACAAAACAAUACAUCAGUACUAUAUGGACAAAACCCAAGUACAGCAAUGGUACCUGUCUAUGCAAGAGUCACAGAAUGCGGCCACAAGAAAUUCCACGUAUCUUACUGGCUCUUCUUUCCGUUUAGUCAAGGCAAACCUAUCUGUACUCUUGAUAUCGGUGUUCUCGGUCCACUUCCUUUGCCACUCAUUAAUAAUCAGUGUUUUGGUACUUUAAAAGACUUUGGAAGUCACGUUGGUGACUGGGAGCACAUGAGUCUUAUGUUCAAUGGCAGUGAAGUACCACAAAAAAUGUAUGUAUCUGUACAUGAUGCUGGCGCAUUUUAUAAUUUUGAUAGUAACCGUCAAAAAUUUAUAUUCAAUCGACAAGAAGUGCGUAAAGGAUUCAUGCAAAAGCCUAAGUUUCCGGAAGUAGUGCAUCUCACAAAAAAAGGUUCUCAUCCUGUGCUUUUCGCGGCAAAGGGAUCACAUGGUCUAUGGACGGCACCCGGAAAACAUAAGUACGUCAGGUUACCAAGAUUAUAUGACGAUAGUGGGUUUGGUUUACCAUGGAGAACUUGGAUGAACGUAGAAAUGUUAAAUACGUCUAAUAAACUUCCUCUGUGGAUGCACUACUAUGGAAGAUGGGGAAAUCCGCAUAACAAAUGCCAUCCUCUGUCCCGAAUGGGUCUUCAAAUAUGUCAAUUUACUGAUGGUCCAACCGGUAUACCGAUGAAACCAUAUGAUUUUCAAUGUUAAAAUAUAUUUUAUCAUGUACAAUAUCAAUUAUAUUUUAAACAUACUGUUGUAAGAGAAAUUUAUAAGACCUAUGUGAUAAAUAUUAACUAUAUUCAUAAUAACUUUCGAGAGGAAAACGUGUUCUUGAUCAUAUAGUAUGUCUUUGUUGUAUUUUAUUGUAACUUUUAAUGUUGUUGAUAUUAUAGUAUAUGUAUAUUAUUAUCGUUAUUAAAAAUCUUACUUUAUGUUCAUCACUACGACCAUAUUAUGCAAGGGCUGUUCUGAGAGAAAGUAGAACUUCUCAUGUUUAAGUUAAUUGUAUAAAUAAUUUUUUUAACGCUAUAACGCCGAUUCUAAUUAAUGUCAUUAUUCAUUUUUUACUUAAUAAACUAAUUAAUAAUACUGUAUCACAUACAAAAUUAUUUAAGAAGAGAUAAGGUGACCCU